GCCGCGCCCGCGGAGGCCUGCGGCCCGGCGUACCGGGUGCGCGCCCCCCGCGCCGAGGCCCCGCCGUGCGCGGAGGCGGCGGCCGGCGCGGCGGCCGCAGAGCCGGAGGCGCACCCCCCGGUGGCCGAGGAGGUGCUGCUGAGGCUUGCCCUGCGCCUGUCGGCUGCCAGGAGGGCAGCAGCAGGCGGCCUCCAGCCAGCAGGCCGAGCCCGAGGCAGAGCCGUGCGGCCUCUGCCUGGAGCCGCUCUCGCGCCCCGCGGGCACCGUCACCGCUCUGCCGAGCUGUGGGCACUCCUUCCACCUCCAGUGCCUCCUGGCCACGCACGCGCAGGCGUGCGACGAGGUACUGGCGUGCCCCCUCUGCAGGGCGCCCAGCGCCUGGGGAGACCUGCGGCUGGAGGAGAGCCCGCCGCGGAUGCCGCCGCGCCCACCCCCAGCUGCUGGGAGGAGCUCUCGCCGCCGAGCGCCGCAGCCGGAGCCGCCCCCAGGCCUGGCCGGCCUGCCCGUGCAGUGGCAGUAGCCCGCCGCCGCUGGCGCGCCCUUGACCCCCUUGUGGGUCACCCAAAAUACCCGGGCAUUCUUGCUCUGGGAAGCUUGGAGGUCUCUUGGUCAAGACUCACCCUGGUUCCCCCCUGCCGUUGCCCCUCCGCAUUGCCCCCCUCUCCCGUGUACAGCCUGCCACUUUUCGUGCGCGCGCGGGCCCCGCGGACUGCGGCGGCCGGCAGCCAGUCUCCAGAGGUGCCCCGGUACAGGGCGCAGCGCGCAGCUCCCCGGAGACAGGGCGUGGUCGCGCGCGCGCGCUCGCACAUCGGGCCCAGGGACAAAGUUCAGGGGUCACAGGACGCACGUUUUGCAAUCAUCGGUAAGGAUGACCAGGCCACUCAAGAAGAAGUGGACGCCAAACCGCUCUGCACGAGGAAGAUGAGAGCCCCGCGCGUCGUAGUUGCAGACUCGGACGACCACGAGCUAGUGACCACGGAUCGGGUUGGUGAUAUUCCGCGUCAUGACGCGGCCCUGGACGAGCCCGUCGAGCUGCAGCUGCGGAAUACGUUCGGCUGUUUACUGGGCAAGCUUCAGGGGGUUCGCGUCGUGUCGACCGGCGGCGACCCGGCCGCCGGGGCCGCCUGCCAGCACCGCGCCUCGACGGUGAGCCCGGGGCGCCGUGGGCGCCGCGGAGCUGCCACGGCCGCGAGCACGAAUGGAGCACAGAGCAGCGCUGUGGGUCCCGCCGGAGGGGCUGCCGCACGUGUCGGGGGCGCUCUGCGCGUGCGUCGCGUGGACACCCGGCGCAUGCGCCCUCUUCCUGCCCACGGCGCGGGGCGGCUUCCUGCUCUCGGGGCUGCGGCGAGGCACCCUGGCGUGCGAGCUGCUCGCUGUGGCCAGCGGCUUCACCGCCCAGUGGACGGCCGCCUGGCGCGGCCCGGGCUGCGCGGCCGGCUGGCGGGACUACUGCUCGCUCGUCGGCAGCGUCUUGCUGCUGACCUGGGGCGGCAUGCUGCUGGGGCUCCGCGAGGCGACGGCGGGAGGCCAGGGGGCUGCCCACAUCGCCCGCUGCUUCCUCUUCCUGGAGGGGCGCGGCGCGUGGCAGCCCGAGGGGUGCCCGAACCGGCCCUGCGGGGUCGUGGCGCUGCUGCUGCCGUGCUGGCUGCUCCACCCGCUGGUGCACGCGGCCCUCUUGGCCGCCGGGCGGGCCGCCGGCCUGUGGGGCCCGGCGUCGCUCGCGGGGCUGCUCUGGGCCGCGGGGGCAGCCCCUCUCGCGGCCCACGCCUGGCAGCUGUGGCCCGGCGCCUCGCGGGGCCUCCGCGCACUCGCGCGCCUCCGGGCGGCCCCGAGCCCAGGAGCAGAGCCGGCGAAGGCUGCCGAGCAGCUGGACGGGCGCGCACGGCGCCCUGGAAG
Messenger RNA from Prorocentrum cordatum, 1896 nucleotides. Lineage: Eukaryota; Dinophyceae; Prorocentrales; Prorocentraceae. The record is from the annotation of a GenBank genome assembly.